Molecule: messenger RNA, 2570 nt
Organism: Triticum aestivum (bread wheat)
Lineage: Eukaryota; Viridiplantae; Streptophyta; Magnoliopsida; Poales; Poaceae
Product: putative FBD-associated F-box protein At1g61330
Exons: 5
Coding region: 788-2140 (450 amino acids)
Molecular function (GO): protein binding
Source: RefSeq, a predicted model, not a curated record
UUACUCACGAACCCAUCUCGGAUCUGGCUUCUUCUUCUUCUGUCUUAGGCGAAAAUUAAUCUGUUGGUUUGAAGGGGUUUGGGGAUUUCAAGUCUCAGACUCAGAUAUCCCACCAAUUCCUCCUUCAUAUAAGCCACCAAAUCCCCUCUAAUCCCCUCCCCCCCUGUCAUCGCUCAAAUCCCUGCUACCAUAUAUACAUUCGGUUAGCCCCAGGGGAUCCCUACCAUCUUAGAUUAUCCUUACUAGCUUGUCAGGAUCCCUGCCAAUCGGUGGGGUUUGGAUCCCAAUCCACGCGGGGGUGGGAUUGUCAGGACCUCGACCUAGCCAAGAAUACUGAAGAAGGGAAGCACUGUCGAUCUCUGAAGAACUCGAGGAAUGGUUCGUCAGUUAACGGACAACGGUGAUGCAAGCGAGUAAAGGAAGAUGGACGGCUCAGAUGAGACACAUUAAACAACAGUGAAAGAACUGGUGUAAUUCCAACAUUUACUGUUAUGUGUGUGUGUGCACGUGUUUCUGUUUUCACUCACUGUAAUUUCGCGGCAGCUUAUAAGCCGAGACAAGCUUGGAAUGGAAGUAAGAAGAAAAGUUAUCUCCUAUCUCUAGAGUAAAGUAGCUAGGGUUCGUAGUCUUCUUCUUCGCCUGAUCUCCUCCCGAUCCGUCUCCAAAUCAGAGACGUGAUCUCGAAUUCCACCGCUAAAUCGGCAUCACUGGCCCGUGAGAGUUGAUACUUCUCUCUUGCUCUGCUGUGUUGCAGGUAGCGGGUCGAAGGCUUCAUCAACUGAAACAAAUGGUCUGGAGGAACUCCCAGAGGUUUCGGCGUUCCUGGAGAAGCUAUUCCAGCCUCAUACUCAGUGAGCGUACACUUGGUUUGGACAGAAAAACUGAGGAAUGGAAAACCCAUCUCAUUGACAAAGUUGACAAAAUUCUUACAAACCAUUAUCACAAUGGGGUGAAGGUGAAGACACUUAAACUUGAUAUUGGCCCUUGCAGAGAUAUCAAAGCCUCCUACCUCGACAGGUGGCUCCGAAUCAUUAAACCUGGGAUCCAAGAAUUUAGCUUGCUGUUGCCUUUAGUCGUCAAUAAAAUCUACAGCUUCCCGUGUUCGGUUUUGUCUAAUGAGGCAGCUGCAAGUUCAAUUCAGUCUCUUAGCCUCUUUGGUUGUGCUUUUCAUCCCACAUCAAUACUUGGGCGGUUGAGAAGAUUGAAAAGUUUAAGUCUGCGUUAUGUCCACGUUACUGAGGAUGGAUUAGGGCACUUGCUGUCUAAAUCAUCCGCCCUAGAGUGGCUAGAGAUUGAAGCAUGUAGUGGGAUAAUAUGCUUGAAAAUACCUUGUACGCUGCAGCAGCUCAAGUUCCUCAGUGUUCAAAAAUGCGAGAUGGUGAAGGUGGUAGAGAUAGAUGCUCCGCGUCUUUGCUCUUUUCGCUAUUGUGGGACACCGGUCAUCUAUGUCCGAAAUUCUUCGCAACUUAAGAAUGUAGAUAUUUCACCUGUCAACCUGUCUGGUAUUCUCUCUUAUGCUCGCUUUAGCCUUCCGUCCAUCGCGCAAAAUGUUGAGAGCCUCACCCUGCUCGCCGGUCGUAUUGAGAAUGCCAACACUCCGAUGCUGCCGUCCAAGCUCCCCCACCUCAAGAACUUGAAAAUUUCUCUCAUUAAACCCUGGUCAUCUCCGAACUAUGAUGUCUUCUCUCUGGUUUCUUUUCUUGAUGCUUCUCCUGCCUUGGAAUCUUUCGUCCUACGCGUAGAGCAGGAUGCCAUGAUGCAUGACCCUGUUGUUGGAGACGACACUGAAUACCGGAGGCAAAAUCUCGAGUGCCGGAAUAACAGUCUCAGGAAGGUGAUGAUCACGGGCUUCUGUUCUGCCAAGAGCCUAGUUGAGCUCACAGUUCACAUCCUCGAGCGAACACAUUCACUCGAGCGCUUCACGCUCGACAUAACCUAUGGCUACGAUAGGAGAACUUGUAACAUCGCCAAAUUCCCAACUGCGAGAAUGAUUGGCCAAUGCUGGUCGUUGAGCAAGAGAGCUCUCGAGGAAGCUCAUAGAGCUGUGGAGACAGCGGAUAGAUACAUCAAGGGAAGAGUUCCCUCGUCCGUUCAAUUCGAGGUUCUGGGGCCUUGUCCUCGAUGCCAUAUUGGAAAGUAGGUAGACCAUGGCUGUGUGCACCGCUUGAUGCAGGGGCCCUGGGUAAUCCUCCUUUUCGAGAAAAAGGUACCAGUGGAUCAUUGACGUGGUACGGAGGGAUCUCGGUAGCAAUAGAUGCUGGUUGCUGGUGUCUAUUGAUUUCGUUGCUGUGAACAAUAAGAGAUUUAUUGGCCAGGCUUUUGUUCAACUCCGGAAGUGGGACUUUUGAGUUAUCUGUUCCUAGAGAUAUUAGAAGUUGCGUUAAUACAAUAUUAAGAGAUUAUUAGUGGCUGUUUGAAUUGGAGAUGCUAGUGCAGUGAUGUUUUGUUUUAGAGUUUUGAAUGGCAAAUGAUGUUUCAUCCAAUCAUUCAAUGUAAAGCCUGGAAUACCAUUUGAUGUGCUGCUGCUCUGGAAGUAGCCGUGGCAGUUUAGCUUUUGGUUUUGAAUUUUA